CAGACGCUUCCCUCAUGUAUCAAUGCGGGAUUGAAGGGAAACUUCUUUUGGGAAGUGCGGGGACUACUUUGGGUCGACUUCGGAAGGGGGGAGCACUUCUAACGCACGGGGCCACGAGGGGAACGCGACUUCCCACAAUACGCGUUUAUUCUCUCAACAUGUUGUGACAAAUCGCGCGCUGCUUCGCCGCGUUUCACCGCGGGAGCUUUGUGUGUGUGUGUUAGUGUGUGUGUGUGUGUGUGUUUUUACUACGGCGCGGAAGGAUCUAAUUUUCUCAAAGCGAGGGUCGACACAUCCGCCCAGUUUUCCGAUGUUUCACCCCCCCUCCCCACUCUCACACACACCCCUCCUCCUCCUACUCCUCCACCUCCUCCCCUGAGUUGAAAAUGGAGUUCGAUUAAAGCAGAUGUCCACCAACUUCUCCAGGAGAUUCAAACACCGGGACGUCCUCGCGUCUCUCGGCCCCGGCCCAGGCACAGAAAGCGGUCGGAAGGGGGCUUGUUCUUUGUGUCCUCUGUCUCCCGGCGGUUCUUCGGAUGCCUUUACCGCAGAUUCCUCGGACACGUUGACGGAGCAACGCCGCACAGCGCUUUUUUUUUCUCCUCCUCCUCCUCCUCCUCCACCACCUCCUCCUUCCUCCUUCUCUCCCCCCCUCCAAGUGUUGUCCUGGACCUGAAGUUGGCGAAUGGAUGCUCGCCAUAAAUAACCUGCCGAACACCACAGCCUGUCCCUGCGUUUUCUAGAGGAUCUAUGCGCAUAAUUUUUUUUUUGGUGUGUGUCUGUGUGUGAGGUUGCGCGUGUGUGUGUGUGUGUGUGUGGUUGCAAAACGCGGAGGGGGGAGAUCUGCGAUUUGGCCCGGAGAGGAUGGUGCCCACGGCCCAUUUGUUGUGGUGGGAUUCUACUUCCAGGGAGGACGAGAUGAAUCAACGGUUGUCAUUCCUCCUCGCGAUUUAACGUUAGUUCCAGCCAGCGAGGCUAACGCUAAGCUAGCUCCCUCUCUCUGGAGGCUGUCCCCCCCCCCUUCACACCACCACCAGCCCCGACCCGACCCCUCUUCCUCUCCCCUCGCCAGGGACGCUUUUAUCCGGGCAAUGCCCCAUCACUCGUCCCCCUCUGUCCACCACCCGAAAUAAAGAGAGUGAUUUGUACAUGCGGAGGAAAAUGGUGAUAUUCGUGGUGUUCUGUCCCGCCGUCACUGCGCCGUCGAUGCUAUUGCUAGGACUUGGAUCCCCGUGAGGAAAAAAAUGAGUGAAGAUUCAACAAAUCCAAACAACGAUGACAGUUAUGCGCGUGUGAGAGCAGUGGUCAUGACUCGGGAUGACUCCAGCGGUGGGUGGCUUCCCCUGGGGGGCGGAGGCCUUAGCUGUGUCACUGUGUAUAAGGUCAGCCGGGCGGAGGACAGCGGCAGCACCCACAGUUCAAGCAGCGGAGGAAGCAGCAGCAACCUCGGCUCCUGUAGCCCCAGUUCUAGUCCAAGUCCCAGCCCCAGUCCUAGCCCGACUGCUGUGGAGUUCCACAUCAGGGGCGAGAGGCUCAGAGACAAAUUGGUGGUCCUGGAGUGUGUCCUACAGAAAGGCAUUGUAUACAACAAGGUCAACCCCAUCUUCCACCACUGGAGAAUCAACGACAAGAAGUUUGGACUGACCUUCCAGAGCCCCGCUGACGCCCGUGCCUUCGACCGAGGCAUACGCCGGGCCAUCGAGGACAUCAACCAAGGAUGUCGGCAGUUUGGGGAAGGGGACAUUCCUGAGGAUGGACUACCGGUGUGUGAUGAGCCUCCCUCCUUCUGCACCCCAAUGAAAGAGCCAUUUUCUCCCCUGAACAACGUGGUCUCCACCGAGCCGUUCAGGGGCUGCUACGUCCGCGCCCAGCCCUUCGACGAGUUCCCCUGCAGCAACCGCCGCUACCUGCCUCCACAGGUCUCCUUCAAGUCGACUCGUCACGUCAGUUUCCACAUGGACGAGGAGGAGAUCGUUCGCAUCAACCCACGUAAGGACGUGCUCAUCCGUGGCUACGAGGACUACCGCCACCCUGUCAUGUGGAAACAGGACGCGGACCGCGAGGACCUCGACUUCCCCAACGCCUUCCAAAAACUGGACAGUAAGAAGUGCGAGUACCUCUUCCCCGACGGCCCCGGUGGGGACUCCCACUCUGGCCCUGGAAUUGACACAGCCAUCAAGACUCAGCCCUCGUCCCUAUUGAAGUCUAAGAACGGCCGGCGGCGGCGAGAGGACGGUGAGCGCUCGCGCUGCAUCUACUGCCGGGAGAUGUUUAACCACGAAGACAACUGGCGGGGGCAGUGCCAAGAUGCCCCCGACCCAAUCAAGCAGUGCAUCUACAAAGUCAGCUGCAUGCUGUGUGCCGAGAGCAUGCUGUACCACUGCAUGUCCGACUCCGAGGGCGACUUCUCAGACCCCUGCUCAUGUGACACAACUGACGAGCAGUUCUGCCUACGCUGGCUGGCCCUGGUGGCGCUCUCCUUCAUCGCACCCUGCAUGUGCUGCUACCUGCCGCUGCGCGCCUGCCACCAUUGUGGCGAGGCCUGCCGCUGCUGUGGGGGCAAGCACAAGGCUGCGGGGUGACCCGACUCCGGGCUCUGGGACACCCUCAAAGCUAGCUAACACAGGAAGUGGAUAAAAGCGGAAAAUUAAAAGCCGUAUCCUUUUUUCAUUCCCCUCUCAGACGGGUGAUAUGUUGUUGAUCCCCAGCUCUGAGGGCUUUUGGAGAUUUCAGUUUGUGUUUGUCGCCGACAAGCAGCGGUGGAGGACAAACCAUAUGCUUUGUGGGGGCUCUGAGCAUCAAGCUAAGUUCAAGGAGCUUAAUCUAAGGAGAGGAAGAGGAAACGUCAAGAUUAAUAGACUUGGAGAUGUUACUAAACACAUCUGUACACACACACACACACACACACAUACACACACACGUGCAUUGAUGGAGCCAGGCCACAAAUAUCAGAACUCUACUACAAGUCAUGUGUAACUUUAUGAAGGAAAAUUGUCUUUUGUACUGAGAGCAGCAAAGUAACCACAAAA
Molecule: messenger RNA, 3029 nt
Organism: Pleuronectes platessa (European plaice)
Lineage: Eukaryota; Metazoa; Chordata; Actinopteri; Pleuronectiformes; Pleuronectidae
Gene: spred1
Product: sprouty related EVH1 domain containing 1
Exons: 6
Coding region: 1245-2582 (445 amino acids)
Biological process (GO): multicellular organism development; negative regulation of MAPK cascade
Cellular component (GO): membrane
Molecular function (GO): protein kinase binding
Source: RefSeq, a predicted model, not a curated record